Acanthosepion pharaonis is the source of this 1584-nucleotide messenger RNA. NCBI's taxonomy places the organism in Eukaryota, Metazoa, Mollusca, Cephalopoda, Sepiida, Sepiidae. The record is from the annotation of a GenBank genome assembly.
AUGUCCUCAAAGACCUCCAUAGAGCAUAAUUAUGGGCAACAAAUAUGUCAACCACUCCAUAUCCAACGUUUGGAAAAGGCUUUAUAUUUGGAGUCAUUCUUGGCAUAUCUAACUAAAGUUCUUAAUACACCUAUAGAUGAAGAUAGUGAUGAUGACUUUCUGGAUGGUUUUCGACCCUCACAAAAUGGUGACCGGCAUAACCUAGCCAAUGGGCUAACAAUAACAAAAGCAGAAAAAAAGGCUGACAAGAUGCGGCUUUACAAUUUCAGCAAAGUGAAAAAAAGUCGUAAGUGGCUGAAGAACAUUCUGCUAAGUGACAGUUCUUCAGAUGAAGACACUGACAAUGGCACCAUUUCCAACGAAGAAUUUCAAAUGAUGCUAAAAAUGCACAAAUAUCAAAAGAAACAUCGGCAGCUUUUUUAUCGAGAUUCAGAGCUACAUCAGUAUCAGUACUACAGUACAGGCCUUUUGUCCAGUUAUGAUCGAUAUUACGACCAUCAGAAACUGAUACUUGGGCCAAAGAAAAAGAUUUCCAGGGAACAGAAGAAAAUGGAAAAGAAAAUGAAAGCAAAAUUACGAAAGUUGAAAGAAAAGAGGGCUCUUGAAAAUGGUGACAGUGAAAAUGGUUCUAUAGAUACAUCAAUCUUAGAAGCGUAUCUACACCCAAAGCAAUCUCAUGGUAAAGGAAAACAGAAUAAAAAGCUCACACCAGAACAAGCUGACACAAAACGACGAAAAAUCUGGUUAUCAAUAGCAAAGAAAGAAAUUCCAAAGGCCCAAAAGCAGAAAGCAUCAGCACGGAAAGAAAUGUUGUCAACUUUAAAGAAAAUUUCUCAACAAUGUAUGAAGGACUGUCGACGGGCUGCUCUCCAGUCACAAAAAGUGAUGAAAGAGACACCACAGAGAGCUAAACGAAUUACCCGGGAAAUGCAGAUUUAUUGGAAACGGUUUGAGAAAGUUGAAAAAGAGCAUCGUAAGCGAGCUGAGAAGGAGGCUCAAGAACAACGAAAAAUGGAUUUAGAACUUCGAGAGGCUCGUAGGCAGCAACGUAAAUUAAACUUCCUGAUCACACAGACAGAACUGUAUGCACAUUUCAUGGCUCGUAAGAUGACUGGAGAGACAGAAGCAACAAAGGAAAGAAUUCUAAGGCAAUUGGAGGAAGAAAAAUCUCAAAAGCAUUUAAAGGUUGAAGGAGGAAUGCUUGUAGAUGUGGAGGAAGAUGAUUAUGAUUCAUCUGAGAUGAAAAAUCUUGCUCUCAAAAAUGCAGAGCAGGCAUAUAAUGUGCAUCAAAUAAGGAAACGGGCAUUUGAUGAUGAAAUGUAUACGCGGAGAACAGGAAAUUCUAUGGGUUACACUUCAGAUAUAUUGGACUCCAGUUUAGCAAAUCCUGCCAUCAGCACAGCUGUCGAGAGGUCACAGCCCUCAAUAUUUGAGGGGAAGCUGAAAUGUUACCAACUCAAAGUGAGUAAAUCUCUCUCUAUCUCUCUCUCUCUCUCUAUCUUUCACUCUCUCUCUCUAUCUUUCACUCUCUCUCUCUCUCUUUCACUCUCUCGUAUUUUUUCACCCCCCUUCAGUGAUUUUUAG